AAUGACAAGAAGAGCAGCGAGCAGCGAGCGACAGUUGUCUUAAUUUAGAUGUUGACACUUUUAACAAAAUGAAAAUGAUUAAUUGACACCAACAACAAUAAAUACUUAAUUAAAAUGACAAGUGAUAUAAAAAUAACACUAAUGUCAGUGAAUAUUGCUGAAAACUCUAAUUUUAUAGCUGUAAAACUUUGUGACGAUCAGGAACUUGGUCAAUUUGGUCUUCCCUUAUCAACAAACUCAUAUAGAGAUAGACUAGAGUCAUUAAUGGAUAUGGAAAAUUAUUUAUAAUCUCAUUAAAACCCCAUUUAAAUAUUGCAUAUAUAAAAAUCUAGAAUUGUAAUAUGCAACCCCAGAUAUAAUACUAUACUCGCCCAGAAUGGAUAAAGUUUUUCGCUUGCUGCUUUGGAUAACCCUAUUCUUUCUUAUGGCACGUGGAAAAUUCAAGACUCUGAAUUGUCAGCUCCUCGACCCUGAGAUAGGUAACUUCAGUAAAUGCGAGAUAAAGGCUGUCAGUAGAGAUAACAAUAUCAUAAACGUUAACUUUGACGUAUUUAAAACUAUCAAAGCUGCUAGGGUUCAAGUUGGGCUCUUUAAACGUGAAAAUGGCUGGCAUCCCUAUCUUUAUUCUUUUAGCAUUGAUGCGUGCAAAUUCAUAAAGAAACCAUAUAAUGUAGUUGCGAUAAUAGGCUUCGAGUAUAUAAAACCCUAUUCAAAUCUUAAUCACACCUGCCCUUAUAUGGCUGGCACAUCCUUAAUUGUUAAAGAUUUUCAAGUAGAUAUAGAUCAUUUUCGAGUUCGUUUUCCGGUUCCCAAUGGAGAAUACGGAUUAAGACUGUCCAUUUUUAAAAACAAAAUCUUGAAGGCAACUAUUAAUGGAUCUGUUUAUUAUUUCGAUUAUAAGAAUCAAUGAAGCUUAUGGGAAUAAUUUGCAAAUGGGAAUCUGUAUUAAUAUGACUUCAUCUAUUUGAAGUCCCAAUAUAUUUGAAUUAAAAAUAUAAAUAAAAUU
This is a messenger RNA of Drosophila sulfurigaster albostrigata, 1006 nucleotides long. RefSeq lists its product as uncharacterized. NCBI's taxonomy places the organism in Eukaryota, Metazoa, Arthropoda, Insecta, Diptera, Drosophilidae. The transcript is spliced from 4 exons. The record is from RefSeq and is a predicted model, not a curated record. The coding region runs from base 377 to 910 and encodes 177 amino acids.